GAUUGAAUUCCUAUUCAGAUGAUUGCUUAGAUAAUUUCAUUCUUGCAUUCCAGGAAGAGCCAGGUUAACUAGGGAAGGUGAUAGAGAUAGAGAUGUGUACAAAGCUUUACGAAAUAGCCGUGAGAGGAGAUGUGGAUGCUUUAAUGGCAUUACUUGAAGAAGAUCCAGUUAUUCUCACUCGAUUAAUCACUGAUUUUCAUGAAAAUCCAAUACAUGUAGCAGUCAUGUGUGGUCAUGUAGAUUUUGUGGCCAGAGUUUUGAGUAUUAAACCGGAACUAGCUUCCGAGACCGACUUAGCCCAAUCUUCCACUCUGCUUCACUUGGCUUCGGCAGGAAACAAUGCUGAGAUGGUGAAUGUGCUCUUAAAGGUUACUGCAGAUGCUUGCAAGGCUAUUGAUCGAAACGGAAAUAUUCCUAUACAAGUUGCAACUAUGAAAGGCCGAGUAGAAAUCAUGCAGUUAUUGAUUGAUACUUGCACUGAAUCGAUCCGGGUGUUGACAAGUCGAAAAGAAACUUUGUUACACUUGUGUGUGAAAUAUAACCGUCUGGAGGCCUUAAGGCUAUUAGUGCCGCUGUUUCUGCGGGCUGAUAACGAUGAUAAUCCAGAAUUUGUGUCAGUUAACUCAUCAAACGAUGAAGGGAACACUAUCUUGCAUCUGGCUGUAGCCAUGAAACAAACCGAGAUGAUACGAUAUCUACUGAGAAAGAGGGACAAUCUACCCGAGCAAGAGAGGGACAAUAUUAUGGCAGUCGUUGGAGCAAUAAACAACAUAAACAGCAAUGGUUUCACAGCUCUGGACAUCUUAAUGCAAAACCCUGCAAGAGAUUUAAAUGAUGUAGAAAUUGGAGAUCUUCUUAGAAAUUCAGGUGCUUUAAUAACUAGAGAGCAACAACUAGCAGUAUCACCUACUCAUGGGCAUCCCAGGCUAAGACGUGUGGGUGGUUGCAAUGAGAACUGUAACGAGUAUGAUAAUUGGCUGACAAGGAAACACAACGUACUGAUGGUGGUAGCGUCAUUGAUUGCAACCAUGGCAUUUGAAGCUGGAUUAAACCCACCGGGUGGUAUCUGGCAAGAUAACUCUGUGCUUAAGGAUCAUUCAGGAAAACCUAUGCACUUAGCUGGAACCUCUAUUUUGGCUGACAAUGCCAUACACAUUCACUUCCUGUACAUGAUCAGUAACACAACUGGGUUUCUUGCUUCCUUGAGCAUAAUCUUACUGCUUAUAAGUGGGUUGCCCCUGAAGAAAAGAUUUUCCAUUUGGAUUCUAACAGCAAUCAUGUGGGUUGCACUCACAUGUACAGCAUCAACCUACUUCAUCACUUUGUCAUCCAUUUCAGCACGGCAUCUAUCUAAGCAUGGUGCUCCUCCUGUUGAGGUACUUAAAGGUUGGUUCAUUACAUGGAUAGCAUUCAUAUCCAUCCUUUUGUUUGUACACUUUCUCCGCCUGAUGUCCAAAAGAAAGGCAAGUGAAAGAAAUUGAAGAGGUUACUUUUUAAGUCCUUUUGAAACUAAAGAUGUACCUACCAAUCUUUGCUUCCUUUCUUAGAAAUCCUAACCACAAUUCUAACCUUAUGUCUUGUAAUGAAUUACUAAAAAUAUCAAACUGUACUACAAAGUUCAUGUGUUUAUGCGGUGACCGAGCGUAAAACCUUGGGCCAAAAUAGAUAAUUUAUCUCACUAUAUGGUAUAAGCAUGAGCGCAUACAGAACCGAAACAUGUGUAGAUAAUCAAAGAGAAACUCAACCAGGAUAGUAAUCUUGUACUGUGGCUGGGAUACAAAAAAUUAAAUCAAAAUUGUAGGUAUACAGUUGAUUUAAGGCUGGAGGAGACCCUUACUAAUCCUAAAACCACGUUUCUCUCUACUGAUGCUGACUACUUUAUA
Molecule: messenger RNA, 1883 nt
Organism: Papaver somniferum (opium poppy)
Lineage: Eukaryota; Viridiplantae; Streptophyta; Magnoliopsida; Ranunculales; Papaveraceae
Product: ankyrin repeat-containing protein BDA1-like
Exons: 3
Coding region: 93-1481 (462 amino acids)
Cellular component (GO): plasma membrane
Molecular function (GO): protein phosphatase regulator activity; protein phosphatase 1 binding
Source: RefSeq, a predicted model, not a curated record